UGUUGGCGCCGACGUAAACGGAACGUUUGUUCUCUGUCGUGUGUUCAUUCGCCGACGAGCACAUUUUGCUGUUCCACACGUUCAAACUCUAACGCGUUGACUUGGGGAUCUUCUGGUGUUUAUUAUUAACCGUAAAAUGUUCGUUUGUGUUUAGUCUACGAAAGGACAACCGUCGGAUAUGAGGAGGCCACCUAUUAAAAUAUUUUAACGUUUUAGUCGUUGGGUUGUGGGCACCGGAAGUCGUCAUCCACUCCCUGCCUGAAACUACGUGGAUGGGGAAUGUUGAGAAUGGAGUCUUCCCUCACGGCCGACUGGAGCGGUGCUGAAGACGACCAACUGGACCGAGCUUUCCUCGUGGACGAAUUGUCGCUCGUCGUCCCAGAGACUCCCAGCCCGCAGCUCACCAAGGUCAGGCGAUGGACACGUAUUGCAGAGGACCCGUCCAGCCCGGUGAUGACACGUCGUUCAGCGGCUCGAGCAAAACGUUCCCACGCCGCCGCCAGUGUGUCCGGACCGCCUAAGCGCAGGAAGCUAGCGACGCCGCGGGAUGCCGCCGGCCUGUCACCCGUCCGCGGCUGGCUGGAUGCCUCCCCUGCUUCGUCCUCCUUCUCCUCCUCGUAUUCGUCAUCGUCAUCGUCAUCCUUAUCCUCCCCCGUGACGAUGACCUCGGAAGUGGUGGCCAAGCCGGCGGUCGGUUCGCCGUCUGACUCGUUGUCCUUCCUGACGGCGGAGGAGAGGAGGUGGCUGAGCGGCGAGCAGCACGAUGCCUCAACAGCAGCAGCGCAGGAAGUGGUCAUCGACGAUGACGACGGCGACUUGUCGGUUCGCGCGGUGCAGAUGGAGGAAGACGAAGCAUUUGCGCGAAGCCUGCAGGCUCACUUUGACCAAGAGGAGGCGGAGUCACAUCACCUUCAUCAUCACGGGCAUGACGCGCGGGGGACAGGUCGCCGCCGAAGACGCCAGCGGAGGACCGCCGACGACUUGUCCGACGACGACUACGAGGCGCUCCUGGCGCUGGAGGACCAGCAGGGGGCGGUGGUGUCCAAGAAGCUGCCGCGCAACCACGUCCUGCGCUUCCCCGUCAAGUGCUUCCGGACGGGCGCCGGCAACGCGCGAUGUCAGAUCUGCUUCGGCGACUACGACGAUGGCGAUCAACUGAGGAUGUUGCCGUGUUUCCAUGACUACCACGUGGCCUGUAUCGACCGCUGGUUGCGGGAAAACACCACCUGCCCCAUAUGCAGAGUCGACCUGGCCGACCUCUGACCUCUUGUACAUUGCACGCAUGUGUUCAUAUCUUUCAUAAUAAAAACUCGACUUUUAUUGACCUUAAA
Molecule: messenger RNA, 1331 nt
Organism: Hippocampus zosterae (dwarf seahorse)
Lineage: Eukaryota; Metazoa; Chordata; Actinopteri; Syngnathiformes; Syngnathidae
Exons: 10
Coding region: 280-1263 (327 amino acids)
Molecular function (GO): ubiquitin protein ligase activity; zinc ion binding
Source: RefSeq, a predicted model, not a curated record